Nymphalis io (European peacock) is the source of this 4297-nucleotide messenger RNA. It is a transcript of the gene pins, whose product is annotated as G-protein-signaling modulator 2. The record is from RefSeq and is a predicted model, not a curated record. Gene Ontology annotation, molecular function: identical protein binding; GTPase regulator activity. The transcript is spliced from 10 exons. Bases 148 to 2007 code for a protein of 619 amino acids. NCBI's taxonomy places the organism in Eukaryota, Metazoa, Arthropoda, Insecta, Lepidoptera, Nymphalidae.
UAAUACAUACAUACGGCAAAGUUUGUUAUAUUAGUGACGCUUGUGUACGCCCAUGGCGAUGUAAACUUACAAAAAACACAAUUAUGAAAUUUAUCUGACAAAUCAGUUUUGAUUUUUUUUUUUGGUUUCUACUUUGUUGUUUUUUGUAUGUCCUCAAUCUUACAUAAAAUGUCUUUGAGUGCGAGCGCUGAAAAUCUUUCAACUGAUGCUCAGAGUUGUGAUGGUGGAUCUAUGUGCCUUGAAUUGGCGUUGGAGGGUGAACGACUAUGCAAAGCAGGGGACUGCAGAGCGGGUGUGGCCUUCUUCCAGGCUGCAAUCCAGGCUGGAACAGAUGAUUUGCGAACCCUAAGCGCUAUAUACAGCCAGCUAGGCAAUGCUUAUUUCUACUUAGGCGAUUAUACAAAGGCUAUGCAAUAUCAUAAACAUGACCUUACAUUAGCUAGGACAAUGAAUGAUAAACUUGGCGAGGCAAAGGCAUCUGGUAACUUAGGGAAUACUUUGAAAGUUAUGGGAAAAUUUAAUGAAGCAAUCCAAUGUUGCAAGAGACACUUAGAAAUAUCACGUUCCCUCGGUGAUAGACUAAGCGAAGGUCGUGCGUUAUAUAAUCUAGGCAACGUAUACCACGCACAAGGGAAACAGCUGGGGAGAGUUGGCCAAAAUGAUCCAGGUCACUUUCCACAAGAAGUGCGCGACUGUCUUCUACAGGCUGUUGCAUAUUACGAAGAAAACUUGGAACUAAUGCGAAGCUUAGGAGACAGACAAGCUAUGGGUAGGGCAUGCGGCAACCUUGGCAAUACUUGCUACCUACUCGGUGACUUCACCAGGGCAAUACGAUACCACACAGAGCGGCUGAGAAUAGCCCAAGAGGUUGAAGACAGAGCUGCCGAGCGCAGAGCCAACAGCAACUUGGGAAACUCGCACAUAUUCCUUGGACAAUUUGAAAACGCCGCAGAGCAUUACAAACGCACCCUGGCUCUUGCUGAAGAGCUAGGAGAUGCAGCAGUUGAAGCCCAAGCGUGCUACUCCCUCGGGAACACCUACACUCUCCUACGAGAGUAUCGCAUCGCUGAAGAGUACCACGCUCGUCACCUCUCAGCGGCCAGGAAGUUACAAGACCGAGUUGGCGAAGGCAGAGCAUGUUGGUCCCUGGGUAAUGCUCAUGCAGCGUUAGGGAAUCACGAAAAAGCGCUUUAUUUUGCCAAGGAACAUUACAAUAUUUCUAAAGAGCUCGGCGACGUUCUUGGCAUGGCUACAGCACAAAUGAACAUCGGCGAUCUCUGCAAAGUAUUAGGCCUUCCCGUUGACGCGACGCCAUCACCACCUCAGGACUCCGCGACCGCUCCCCACACACCGUUCAACGCUCUUCGUGUCAGACGACAGAGUAUGGAACAGUUGUCUCUGAUACAGAUAACUCCUGAUGCAAAGAAAAGAGAAGGUGAAGAAAAUAAUAAAGAAAGAGAGAUGAUCCGGGGCGAGUCCGAAGAAGGUGACAAUCCAAGUGAAAUGUUCAUGGAGCUGGUCGCGAGGUGUCAGUCAGACCGUAUGGACGAACAAAGAGCCAGCCUCGACAAAGAGAACAGACCGAGAAAGUUACAACGAUCUGCGAGCAGCGGUAACAAAAACCCGCCCGAUGGAAUGCUCGAAAUGCUGAACAUGAUUUCCAACCUACAGUCGGAAAGAAUUGAUUCCCAGCGUGCGGAAUUGCGGCCUAUUGAAAAGACACCCAAGGUGAGCAAGGCCACUUCUCUACCCGGCCUUCGCCCCCUACAGACUACCAGCUCCAGGCCUGAAGAAGAUUUUAUAGAAAUUAUUGCCAGAGUGCAGGGAUCCCGACUGGAUGAUCAACGUACCGAGCUACCGGCUUCGAAGCCCAAGGAACGUCCACAACUGGACGACGAUUUCCUCGCGUUUAUAAUGCGCGCCCAAGCCGGCCGUAUGGAAGACCAGCGCGCCAGCAUACCUUUGAAGGAAACUGCAGUGAACAAAGCCUCCAACUCAAAGAAGUAAACGGUUGCUGCAACGGCGCCCACAAUAGAUUACUUCCACUCUAAAGCUCCUGUGCACUGCUUCUAUAUAUUAUGAGUUACGUUUAUUUUGUAAUAUGAUAUCUUUGAUAGUUUUUGACGGAAGUAUGAGCGUGUUGCCAUUUAAAAAAAAGGAGGUAGUUAACAAUAUUAAAAUUAAAGUUGUCAGUCAAUUUAUCAAAAUUUAUAUGUAUGAUAUAUUUAGAGGUAAGGUUGUUUCAUACAGUACACGUACGAAUGUAAACUGCAUGUUUUAAAUUAAGGUCUAACUAUUCACUAUAUUAUUACUGACUUAUUGAAUAUUCAUAUAGAAAAUCUUAUUUCUUACAUACUUAUUGAUCGUUAAUUUGUUUGAAGUGAAACUUCUUUGGACAUAAUUAAAACUUUAGGGCCUAAUUCGAAUAUAACGUAUAAUAUGUAACAUCUGAGUGAAAUGUUGCUGAUACAGUAAUGUUUCACUUCUGACACGUGUGCCAAGCUGCAAUCGCUUUAAUUCUUUUGUUAUUUAUUGAUAAAAAAAAUCCAAUGCUUGUCUUUGUUGAUUUCAAUGAGAGAACUAUUAACAAUAUUUUUCUAUAAAACAUUGUUGCCAACUGUCGACUUGCCAUAAAAACGAAUUGAGAUUCCUUUAUAAAUUGUUUUUUAAUUAUUAUACAUGUUAAACAUUCCAUAAACAUUAUUUAAAUUAAUUUCUUUAUAUUAAAGUUGGCAACACUUUAUUUACAACUUUAACCCAUAAAAUAUUUGAUAUGUACUAAAAAUAUAUGAAUAUUUUGUACCAGAUUAAAAAACAAGAGCACAUGAUAUUGUCAAAAUAAUCUGGAUUCGAUUAGCACAAAUUACCAAAGAAUUAAAUAAAACAAGAAUGAAAUAAAUUGAAAAACAUACCCGACAAAGAUUAAAUUAAAAAUAAUUCACUCUUUAAAUGCUAAUGGUUAAUUAAUAUUCAUAACGAAAUAAUGAGUUUAUUUUCUUUUUAAUAUCAUUAAUUUAUGAAUUUGUAUGAUUAAUUUGAAUAAGAUUUUUUAAAUAUUUAAUUGGAAUAUAACUUUUAGAUUAUUUUUAUGUAUUCAACUGUGCUUUAUUUUUAGUGUUAAGUUUAUACUUAAGAUUUUAUAUCGGGCUAUCGGUUUAGGUGAUAAAUAUAAGUUAUUUUUAAUGGAUACUACAUACUAACGGUCUAUAUUUUAUAACAAUAGAAAUACAAAAUUAGCUAUCACUUUAAAUUUUCAAUUCCGUCGAUAUAUUUAAUAUUAAGCUCGUAUGAAUUAUAAAAUAAAACUUUUCAGAAAUUCAUAUAUGAAAAUUAAAUAAUAGAACAUAUUCAAAACAGAUAAAAAAUCAAAUUACUGUAUAAAUUUAAACUCCUUUAAUUAAACUUUUUGGAAUAAAAAGAGAAUGCAGAUUGAAUUAUUUAAAAAAUAAUGAUAACAAUAUAAUGUUAUAAUAUCAACAUCUUUGAGAUGAUUUAGCCGUCCUUUGAAAAAUUCAUACGAGUAGGACUACUUUCCAUAAAUUAUUCCUAUAAGUAUAUUGUAGUAUGUGCUUAUCAAUUUAUAUAUUAUGUAUAAGUUGAUACAAUCAUUCAGUACUGGUUUGAUGAUAAUUUAAUUCAUUUUACUAAGUAUGAACUUAUUUCCUCGAAUAAUAUUACUUUUAUAUAAAAUAUUUUUCGAAACGUUAAUAAAAAUUAAUGUCUUCACAAAAUCGCAAAUGUAUGGAGAACGUCAUGCGUGCAGUACAUCGGCUCUUAUUGAUAAUAAAAUUUAUACGAACGAAUAAUAUUAAAAAUAUAAUUACAAUUAAAUACCAAGAAUAUCAAGUCUUAUUAAUUUCAAUAUUAGCUUAUUGAUAAAACCACGAAAUUUCGCUGCGUGCUCAGUGACGCACCGACGCGCUGCAUGUGUGCUUGUAUGUCGGCGCCUUUUUUUGAAAAUUUAAAAGAUUUUUUAUAACCUUUAUUAUAUUUUUAAUUAAUAACAUGCAACGCAAAUUGUUUUAUAGAAUCAUUAACUUCUUAUUAUAUGAAUGAUUUAUAUCAAGUGACUACCUUGUACCCUACACGUCGAUCAUGUUAAGAUAAUUAAUAAGGAAAAAAAACUAAAUUGUUAAAUAUAUCAUAUUAAUUAGGCAGAUACAACUGGUUGUUCUUAUAUAAUUUGCAUAGCUUUAUUGCAUUUUACAUGCAUAUUGUCUACAAUCCGACAAUUAGCAAACACCUUUGUGUCAAUAGUAAUGCCAAAUUGUGGAUUAAAAACUUUGAAAAUGUGUAA